This is a messenger RNA of Triticum aestivum (bread wheat), 1557 nucleotides long. RefSeq lists its product as uncharacterized. The transcript is spliced from 5 exons. Bases 856 to 1338 code for a protein of 160 amino acids. Gene Ontology annotation, molecular function: electron-transferring-flavoprotein dehydrogenase activity; flavin adenine dinucleotide binding. The record is from RefSeq and is a predicted model, not a curated record. NCBI's taxonomy places the organism in Eukaryota, Viridiplantae, Streptophyta, Magnoliopsida, Poales, Poaceae. Gene Ontology annotation, cellular component: cytoplasm.
UAGGGGCCCCGUUGUGAAAAAAACAAUAAUCCUCGUGGUCGCGGGAGCCAUCGGCAGUCCCCGGCAAUGGCACCGGAACCCCCACUGCCUGCCCUGUUCCUAAGAAUGGCGACCCCGACCACCCGUCCGGGGCACCACUCGCCACCACCGGGAGCCGCUGCUGCCUAACGGCCCCUACUCCUUCCGCUCCUCCGCUCGCCGGCCGGCGGUGCCGGAUGGAUCCAUCCUUACGGGAGCCGGCGGGCGGCCGUGGUGGUUGUCGGUGGCGGCGUCGCCGGCGCGCUCAUCGCCAGCUCCCUCCAGAGCUAUGCCGACGUCGUCAUAAUCGACCCGAAAGAGUACCUUGAAAUUCCAUGGACUAACAUGAGAUCAAAGGUGGAGCCAUCUGUUGUUGAGAAAUCAUUAAUUAACCACAGUGAUUACUUGAGUGGUGAAGUCAUUUCAGCCUCUGCUACUGAUGUAAGUGGAGAGGCUGUGAUCACAGCAGAGGGUCGUUUGGUGGAGUACACAUACCUUGUCAUAGCCACAGGUCACACAAAUUAGUGUCCACGAACAAGGAGAGACAGGCUGGAACAGUUUCAAGAAGGCAAGCCACCAUGCUCAUCCAAUUGUUGCUUUCUUUUCAUGACGUGAAGAUAAAAUAUUCCGAUUCGAUUCUUAUUGUUGGGUGAGCCAUCAGGCGUUGAGCUUGCUGCUGAAAGAGCUGUGAAUUAUCCAGACAACAAGGUGACACUGGUUCAUGACAGACCAAGAUUGUUGGAAUCUGUUGAUCAAAAAGCUGGUGGUAAGGCACUGCUUUGGCUGAGAUCGAAGAAUGUUGAAGUUUAUUUGGAGCAGUUGAUCGAUCUAGAGUUCAUGUCAGAGGGAGAUAGGCUCUACAGGACGUCGUCGGGGAUAGAGAUAACAGCUGAUUGCUACUUCUCGUGCCUCGACAGACCACUGAGUUCUUCAUGGAUUAGAGGUUCUGAGCUGGAAGAUUGCUUGGACAAUGAUGGAAGAUUGAUGGUUGAUGCAAAUCUAAGAGUGAAAGGCCAGGUUAAUAUUUUUGCUGCUGGUGAUAUCAUUGACAUUCCGGAGCUCGAGCAAGGAUAUUUCGUGCGGAGACAUGCCAUGAUAGUCUCCAAAAACAUAAAGCUUUUGAUGCAUGGGGCUAAAGAAAGCAAGCUAUUGAAAUAUAAACAUUCGACAGCAAUGCCGAUGGUCUCACUCGGUAGAAGGAUGCCGUGGCGCAGCUAUCCUUCGCCACGGUCCAGGGCACCUUCCUGCGAUGUGGAAAUCCCGGGACUUGUUCGUGCACAGAACAAGGACUCUGCUGGGGCUUCCACGGUGAAAGUGUGACAGACAAAUUUGGCUGGAAGGGACCGGUUAUGUGCCGCUAAUUUUGACCUUUUGGUUGUACCCACUACACACCCCCCUUGUUGAAAUUUCCUGUCAAAGGAGUAGCACGGUUUAUGGGGUUGUAAAUUUGUAACGGCGACCACUUAUUAUGGAAAUCACAUGUAGCAUGCUUCACUUCACUGAAAGAUAGUCGAUGAUAUUUGAAAUUUUCAGUCCUGA